CCGCCGGCGGGGAGAGGCGCUGCCGGGGCGAGCCCGCCGCCUCGGGCUGCAGGAGCCGCCGCCUCGGGCUGUCGGAGGAGCCGCCGCCGGGACCCAUCGCCGUCGCCCCGGACCUAGCGGAGCGCAGGGCGCGCUCCGGAGCGCGGCAGGUGCAGGGCGCGCUGUUGGGGGGUGGCGGCUGCGCCACCGCCCCUCGCCUGGCGGCGAUGCCGGCGGUGCAGAAAACCGUGUCCGAGAUCCGCUCCCGCGCAGAGGGCUAUGAGAAGACAGAGGAUGUUUCAGAAAAAACUUCCCUAGCUGAUCAAGAGGAAGUGAGAACUAUAUUCAUCAAUCAGCCCCAGCUAACCAAAUUCUGCAAUAACCAUGUCAGCACUGCAAAGUACAACAUAAUCACAUUCCUGCCAAGGUUCCUUUAUUCCCAGUUCAGAAGAGCUGCUAAUGCAUUUUUUCUUUUUAUUGCAUUACUUCAGCAAAUACCAGAUGUAUCACCAACAGGCCGCUACACAACAUUGGUUCCUCUUUUAUUUAUUUUAGCUGUAGCUGCAGUGAAGGAGAUAAUAGAGGAUAUU
This is a messenger RNA of Empidonax traillii (willow flycatcher), 569 nucleotides long. Its product is annotated as probable phospholipid-transporting ATPase IA. The record is from RefSeq and is a predicted model, not a curated record. The annotation marks the transcript as partial. Gene Ontology annotation, molecular function: ATPase-coupled intramembrane lipid carrier activity. The transcript is spliced from 4 exons. Gene Ontology annotation, cellular component: plasma membrane. NCBI's taxonomy places the organism in Eukaryota, Metazoa, Chordata, Aves, Passeriformes, Tyrannidae. Gene Ontology annotation, biological process: phospholipid translocation.